Molecule: messenger RNA, 6495 nt
Organism: Pundamilia nyererei
Lineage: Eukaryota; Metazoa; Chordata; Actinopteri; Cichliformes; Cichlidae
Product: sphingomyelin phosphodiesterase 3-like
Exons: 6
Coding region: 1-615 (204 amino acids)
Biological process (GO): sphingomyelin metabolic process
Cellular component (GO): cytoplasm
Molecular function (GO): sphingomyelin phosphodiesterase activity
Source: RefSeq, a predicted model, not a curated record
AUGGCCCAGGACCAUGACACGUUUUCCUGUGAUGCAUCAGUACGGUGUGAGCAGCUGGACCGGUUGCUUCAGUGGGGGGCUGAGUUUCGCCAGUCAUCAUCCAUACCACUGGAAGGAGAGAAGGUGCUGGAAGACCUGGUGGCCUUCGACGUCAUCCUGGGAGACCUCAACUUUGACAACUGCUCUUCAGAGGACAAGCUGGAGCAGCAGCACGCACUUUUUACUCAAUACAAGGACCCAUGUCGCCUGGGGCCAGGGGAGGACAAACCAUGGGCUCUGGGUACUCUGCUGGAUCCCAGUGGCCUUUAUGAUGAAGAUGUCAGUUCACCGGAAAGUUUACAAAAACUUAUGGAGAACGAAGAGGGAAGGAAGGAGUACCUGGUGUUUCCUCCCAGUAAGAGCCAGUGUCCCGCCAGCAGUCAGAAGGGAAGAAAAAUCCCGCUGAAGGGCAACGGACGCCGUAUUGACUACAUCCUUUACAGCGACGAGGGCCUCCAACAGGACUGGAAACUGGAAAUCGAGGAGUUCAGCUUCGUCACCCAGCUGGCCGGCCUCACCGACCACCUGUCUGUGGCCAUGCGCUUGGCUGUUUCCACUGGGGAAGAGGAGCCUUAGACUCAUCACCUGAGCUUUUUAUUUAAAUACUGCCAUGGAGAAGAGCAGACAGCCAGGAUGAGAAGAAGAUGUUACAGAUAAGGAGGUGCUCAAGGAAAGAUUGAUGGGGCAGCAAAUAGAUGGAUGAAUGAACGAAGGAGGAUUAAUGAAGGUAGAGAAGAGGACCACCUGAGGGGAGAGAGACUCUGAGAGACUCUGAGCAGGAGAGAUAAGCAGGGGAAUUCAGUUUAGGAAACCAGAAAGAUUUUCAUCUUCCUGGGUAAAUCACCCACUCAGUCACACACAUUAAAUACAGCACCACCCACAAGAGAUCGACUUCUCGACUGUUGAGUAUCGCCUGGCCUCUCCUCCAACGCUCCCUCUGGAACUGAGUCCAAAGGGUUUUAUUUUCAGUGAAUGGUUUCAUGUAGCCAAUACACACACUCCUUUUAUCAGAUCUGUUUUAGUCGUAGUGUUAGUAUGAUUUCUUUUUUUAAUUAUAAUUAUUGUUAUUAUUAUUCUACCUUCAGGGACAGAAGGGACAAACACAUUAUUGGAGAGAAGCGUACAGCUACAGACUGGCCUUUACACUGACCGUCUGUGUCUUUGUGUCGUGUUCCUUGCUGAAAGGCUCUUGGUCAGUUAUUCACCUUACUGCUCUCACAGUCAGUCCCAGGAACCUCAACAAGUGUCUUUUCUUUUCUAAAAAAAAAACCAAGUCUUUCUAAAAGGAUGAAAUCAAUGUACAAUUUCUAUUGUGGCCGCACCAAUUUUUAUAAGGAGUUGAAAUGCCUGUUUAAUAUUAUAUGGUAUGUUUCUAUAAAGAGGUAUUGUUUAAAGGGACAUGAAACUGGAGACAAAACGUUGUCGGUUGAAUGCGAUGCGACGCUACAGCAUGUUUUCUCAGCCAUGUUUGGUGAAACCAUUGGUGAAGCUUUGCUGAUGCAUGAUGGGAAAUGGUGUUAGUUUACAACGUUCAUAUAAAGGCUUGACACAUACUUAUACGUGUCUGAAUGCCUCAAGGGGCAUUUUGGCUCUCAAACACAUACCUGCGUGUCUGUGUGGCAUUUGUGCAUGCUAAUGCUAAUAACACACAUACAGAGGAUUUAGCUAAUGCAGGCACACAGCUACACACAUGACAUAAGGAGGGCUUUCAGUGGAUGUAACAAACCCCCUGGCAGCCAAAUUGGACCUCUUCACGAGUCCGACACGAAACAUGGCGAUCUUUUUGAGAGACUAGAUAUUGUCAACUUGUUAGCAAACAAACCGUAGUAGCUGGUUGGCAAACCAUCACUUUAUUGUGAGCACAUCUGUUUGGUUCACUUGGUAAAUUCCAGCAUGAAGCCCAGUUAUUAGCACAGCAAGUUGUCCAGUGGAUUAUUACGUUGACAGCCAUAUUGCGACGCAACUGCAAAACCUCAUUGUUCUGUAACAUUUUAAACACCUACAGGCUGUGCAAUAUGCCACGUAAACUCAAUAUAAAGUUCAAAACAGUCCCAAAGAUUAGCACAGACCGACCAAGAAGACACAGAAUUCAGAUUUUAUUGCAUCAAACGCUUCUUUUUUCACUUUUUUCACAAAUACCUUUAAAUAACAGAAACUAUCCUGGGGUUUUUUUUUUACAAUGUAUCCAAUAUUUUCAAUAAGCAGGACAUGUUCUGGUUUGUUGUUGUUGUUUGUUUGUUUUUAUUGCGGCACAAAUUCCUGGGAAUGAUUUGCCAGUAAAUGUUCUAUAAUUACCUGGAUUUCAUUUUUCUUUUUAAAUGGAGAAGUGUCGAAGUGAAAAAACAAAACCUAACUGAAGGUGUGUUCAGACUGAAAGCACAUGUGAGACUUUUUCUCUUUAAUGAAAAAACAAAAAAUCCCAAGUAUUUUAGCUGUUUGUGCAAAUUCAGUCAAAUUCCCACCAACUGCUUUGCCUUCAGCCUAAAUGCACCUUCAGAUUUCUGCUGUACUGUGUUACAAUGUGGAGAAACUGGCUGGACAAUUUUGAAAUACUAAAUCAUUAUAAAGCCAUUACACCAACUCUCUGUGUGUAACAGAGCCAAACAGACCAUGGUAUCAAACAGGAGCUGGAACUUUGAGAAGUGUUUAGAGACAUGUGCUUACUCAAACUGUCCUUAAAUACCCCCAGACAUGCAGCUGUGGUGCUGUGAACUCAGAGUGCUGUGGGCGAGUGACCUUGUUACCUUGAACUUUAAGAAACGAGGAAGCAGUUUUUAAACUAUCAGUAUUCUGAAGUGAGAUGCUGCCAAAUUAAACAGUUCUGCUUGGAAAAACUACAACUGUCAUUCAUACAGCAAAUACCUUGAAUAUAAAACAGGCAAACAUUAGCCAUCACAAGCUAAUGGUCAUAUCAAGCCAAGUCAAGUUUGCAUCCAAAUGCUAGAUUCGUAUUUUCUCCACAGUACCUGUUGUUUAGCACCACACAUGCUAACCUGUAAACAGUAUAAAUGCAGUAAACUCCAGAUUACUCUUCUACCAUUCUGUUUAAUCCAGGAACUACACCCAUACUGCCAUCGGUCAACAUGGGCCGUAACACCUCUCUCUCUGAAAAAAACAUGCUUUACGGUGAUAGUUAAGUUUGCAGAUACUGUCUGUAUACCAUGAUCUGCAGGGUAAACAAUGUUUACAACAGUUUUGUGACCUUUCUACCUGUCUCGUAAUCACUUCAGGGGAAACGUUUCACUUCAAGCAUCACUUUCAGCAUCAGUGCAAAUAUGAAUAUGUUGGGGCAACUUCAUGUGGUAUUUUCCCCCCAGUUAAAAAGUGCUAGCUGGCAUUUCUCUGAAUAAAAACUGUGCUGAAUGAUAACCCAGGGUGGCCAGUGCACUAUAGUAUGUUUACAGGCAUGGUAUCAGCAGUCUACAUCCUGCUGUUGUGAGUGUGUGUGCAUGUGUGUGCGUGUGUGUGCACAGGACUUGUCAGUCAUCCUGUUAUGUAUGUUCAGCUUACAGUUUUGCAUACAGUAUGAGUCCAUCUGUCAUGUGACUCUCUAUAUUACUCAUGGUAUUAUUAUGACUGACACGUUCUUGUUUUUACCAAGUCUGUGCUUCACCAUGUUCCUUUUUUAUUUGAUUUUUCUGAGACAAAGUCAGGUGAAUUUGAGAAUAAUCACUGCUUUGCUUAGGGUAACAUCACACACCCAAGAGCACUUGGUAAAUAGUCAUGUAAAUACACUAUAUGAGUAAAGGAAAGAUGCCACGGUGAGCAUCUGCUAUGAGGUAUAAUAAAUCAAAGGCUUGGAGAAGUACUGUGUUAGCCAAUGUAAACAUUUAUUUAUAAACCUUUAUUUUUCAACUGUUGUAUUUAUUGCAUCAAAUCUGAAUACUGCCGAACAGUUCAUUUGUAAGAAUGGACAGACAAACAGUGUAACACGUCUUAUUUUAAAGCUGGACUGUGAAGGUUUUUGAUUUUAUAUUUGGAUUUCAUUUUGUUUUGCUAAUUCUUCUGUGUUAUUUUUAAUAUUUCCGAUUUAAAGUUCAAAGGAGAGUGUUGGUUUGUGUGGGUGUUGAGGGUUUAUACCAAGCCUUAGGUUUGCAGUUGGGUGACUUUUCAGUCAGUCAUGCGUAAACUUAGCAGUUGGAGGCAAAUAUAAACUCAUCCUGUUGUGUAUUCCUGUGAACUCUUUCUAAGCAGUGUGUUAGGCUGGUGAAGAGAAAAAUGCUCAAGUGUGGUUCCAUUUAAGUGGCAUUAAAUUCAAUUUCUGGGCCACUUUAAUGCUCUUAAACUGGUCUGCUGUUUGGUGCUGGGCAGGCACACUGACUACAGAUGCAACCGCUGACUGUAUAUAAAGAUGGACAAAUAGCACAUGUCCACUUUAGCUUCCAAAACUGAUGGAAGAUAUAUGCUGGUGACAAGAUCUCUGUUGUAGUGAUUAGAAGUAGAUCCUAGUAUGAGUGGUUCUUCUAACAUCACACAAAAUUAUUAUUACAAGUCAAUAAAUUCCUCUCCCCCAACUCCACGUCCUACUUCCAGAUCAAAUUUCCUGAACAUUAAAAACACAUUUUCAAAUUUAACUGGAAGAUAAAACCCAUGAUCUCGAAACUCCAAAAAUGUGGAAAUUAGCAGACAUCAAAUAAAUAAAUGAGUAGUAAUAAUUACAAUAGGGAAUUGAAACAACCAAAGAUCAAGUCCUUUAUAAAAGCAAAUUGAACAAGUAUAGUACUUUCUAAAGCCACUUCAUGCGCCUAUUUUCAUUUGAUAUUAGAACAGCCUGUAAAAACAAUGUUAAUGUCUCCCAGAGUUAAGUGUUAAUAUGAAACAGUGAUGUGCAGAAAAUAAACCGACAGAUAUUCUAAACUAAGGAUGAAUAUGGUUUGACUUUGAUAGGAGAUUAAAACUGAGACCAUUUACUUUUCAUUAGCUCUGGCUGAAAAGGAUAAAUGGUACGGUGUUCUGAGACGGACAUAUAGGUAAAAAAUAAAAUUCAGAAUCAAUUCAAAGUCUUAAAAUUUUAAUGCACCAACUUGUCUCAAGUAAAGGUUUUGGUUUAUUCACCAAAAGACUCGCAUUUACACGUUUGUAGAGGAGAAAAAUUAUUAUUGCAAAUUUGGAAUUUUAGUCCUGAUAAAUAUUAUAUUUGUGUAAUAUUCAGUGCUCGGAGGUCUUAAAACCUCGAUGCCUUCGCUGUGCUAUCAGACUAUAUUAAUUAUCUAGUUUAUAAAAACCAAACACUUUGAAUUUUUAAAAAGUAUUUGCUUUAGCCCUCUGAAGUCUAAGUCAUUAUCAGCUCUAAACCCUAAACCUAAGGAGGAAAGCAAAAAGGACUCCACUGUUGUUGACGUACACAUUGGUGAGUUGAGUCCUUUUGAUGAUUGUAACCAUUUUAACAAAUAAUCGGGCUGUAGCUUUUUAAUUCCUGAUUAAUUCUGAAUAAUAUGUACUGACCAUGUCAGCACUAUAUUAAGGAAAACACUCUGCCAUUAAUGAUGCCACCACCUCCCAGCUGACUGCGAAUGUUGCUACUCACAACCUAAAAACAGUGCAAUCUAGACUAUGAACAUUUAUAGAGCUGAAAUUAUUUCUCUUGAAUAAUUAUAAUUAUGCAGUCUAGCACCUUUUGUUAGGAGAACAACAUAUUGUUUCAAAUCUGCCUCACUGCACUGCUGCUCCUGACAAUCAAACAACUGGAAUUGUUUGGUCAAAAGCUCGUUAGGAGCUUCAACCACAGCCACACAAACCUUAACUGUAAUGACAACCAGGGCCACUUCCAUCACUUCAGCCCUUUAAAAACAAACAUUAGGACAAAAUUAGAUUCUCACAACGGUCAGCUGAUUGGCUUGUAAGUGACAGGAAUGUAGACACCUAGAUAACGUAGUGCUCCCAACACUUUAGCCUCCAUUAUCCUGCUGCAGGGAGAUGACCAAAGUUAUCAUUAUAAAGACUAAAGAUGAAGAUGUGCACCGUACUAUGGUGAACACAUGAAAAAUAAUUUACUCCUUCCUGCAUCUUUUGGUGUCUGUAUUCUUAGGGGAGCUAACCAGCAGGCCAGUUGAUGUCUUUAUGUCUGAUAUAAUUUUGCUACAUUUCUGAUCACAAAUCACUGCCUGCCUUGUGUCCACGUCGAGUUCAGGACAGAGUUAUUCAGCAGUUAGUUGGGGAUUUGAGCUCUAACCUUUUGUAGCUGCAUGUAGUGUAAUAUUGCUUUAGGCGUGUAGACUUCAUAGGAGUGAUGCUUGACUUUGCAAUCCUUUUCUCAUUUGUUUUUUUUUUCUAUCAUGUGUCUCCAUGUUUUUUAAUUGAUUCUUGUCUUUUGGGGGGGAGGGGCUUAUCGAUGGGUUUGUCUGGCUGGGUCUCUGUAACUUGGCUCGGGGGAUCAACUCCUUUUCUCUUUCUAAGCUUCUUCAACAAAACUGCUUAUUUUCCUCUGCUUUUCUAAAGAAAAAAAUCAAAGGAACU